Raphanus sativus (radish) is the source of this 1010-nucleotide messenger RNA. Its product is annotated as protein SHORT HYPOCOTYL IN WHITE LIGHT 1. The record is from RefSeq and is a predicted model, not a curated record. Lineage: Eukaryota; Viridiplantae; Streptophyta; Magnoliopsida; Brassicales; Brassicaceae. The transcript has 4 exons. Gene Ontology annotation, biological process: regulation of abscisic acid-activated signaling pathway; negative regulation of photomorphogenesis. Bases 60 to 671 code for a protein of 203 amino acids.
ACAAAACAGAGAAACAAAAAAAAACGAAAAAGCAGUGCGGGUCUGAUGCGUAACGAACGAUGCCGUCGUCCGCAUCAAUCUCAUCGCCUUCUUCUCUAGCGCUUCUCUCAACCAAAACUCGAUCUCCACUCUCCUUCUUCUUCUUCCUCGCUCCCAAAGCCACAACCAGAAUCCCUGAUCAUCAUCUUCCUUCUUCUCUCUUUGCUUCCCGGCGACCCCGCGAUUUCAUCAACGGGAGGGAUGACUUGAGCUGGAACCGGAAGAUCAGACCUGAGUAUGAGUUCGACGAUGAGGGUUACGAAGAGGAAGACGAGCGUGACGAGGAAGAAGAAGAAGAUAGAAGCUUGGAUCUUUUGCUUAGGUUCGUGGAGAAUGUCUUCAGAAAAGUCUCCAAGAGAGCUAGGAAAGCCGUCCGAUCAAUCUUGCCUGUUUCCAUCUCCACCAAGCUCGUGGGUUUCUCCGUGAAUGGCGUACUUAUACUUGCGUUUUUGUGGAUCCUCAAGGCCUUUCUCGAGGUAGCUUGCACACUUGGGACUAUUGUAUUUACGAGCAUUCUACUUAUACGGGGGCUUUGGGCUGGUGUAGCAUACGUUCAAGAAAGCCGCAACAACCGGAUCAACGAACUCGCUGAUGACCCUCAUGCUUGGAACGGGGUGCGACCAGCGUCAUGAUUAAAAAUGUUUCAGAGAGUCUCAAGUUUCCGACGAGCCAAAACCGGUUUAGGUGGUUCUCCGAGGGCAAUAAAAACGACAGCGGAGUUCUGAAUCACAAAGCAGUUACAGUGGAUGAUGUUCUUUCGUUAUGUGUGUUGAUUUAGUAAUUAGAAAAAAAAAGGUAAUAUUUUGUAGCAUUUUACAAAGUCACCUAUGGAAGCUUGGCAUGUAGCAUUUCUUGUUUUUCUAAAUAAAUAAACAAAUAUAUAGAAUCACCCCCACCAUUUACCUAAGUUAACUUUUAAGUUUUGUAAAUAGUCAGAAUUUGAAUGACAUGAAUCAUUCAUUUAUUUAGUA